Symsagittifera roscoffensis is the source of this 776-nucleotide messenger RNA. RefSeq names its product sperm-associated antigen 8-like. The transcript is spliced from 4 exons. Gene Ontology annotation, biological process: positive regulation of transcription by RNA polymerase II. The coding region runs from base 158 to 718 and encodes 186 amino acids. The record is from RefSeq and is a predicted model, not a curated record. Gene Ontology annotation, molecular function: microtubule binding. NCBI's taxonomy places the organism in Eukaryota, Metazoa, Xenacoelomorpha, Acoela, Convolutidae. Gene Ontology annotation, cellular component: nucleus; cytoplasm.
UAUUGUGCCAUCAACAGAAGUAAACUGUAUACACAUAGAUUUGGUCAUUGGUUGAGCUCAAACACCGUUUGCUUGCUACACGAAAAAGAUACACCGUGUUGACUUUUGAUUUAAAAUCUGCGUUUUUUAGUUAUUUACUUUAUUAAAUUAAGCUGAAAUGCUGAAAGGGGGCGACGGCAAAAUUCUGCUGGACAAUUGGCAAGAGGAGCGUCAAGUGUACGAUUUGGACGAGACUUUCACCAAGAAUGGACACAGAGGUCUUCUGUCUACUAACUUCGAUGCCACUGCCUCUGACUUGACAGAAGUGCGGGAGAACUACACCCCCAAAACACUCGCCCCCUCCCAUCCGGGGGGCAAGCGGAUGGCACUGCUGGAACAGGCACUGUUCAAAAAAGUGGCCUCUGAGGUGAUGGAGGAGGGCGACAUGCCGGGUGCAAAUGAGUUUCCCAAGGAGUCGGUGACUCAUGAGCACUACAACAAGGAGUUUACGCCCAUAGAACACCCGGUCACCAUGAUACACGACGCCAACAAAGAGAUGCCCAUCUCAUACUGGACGCAAAAAGUGGACAAAUCCCACGGCAUGACGCAGAUCAAGACAUUCGAUACGCCGUUCAGGAAGAAUGCCAAAUUCAGCACCCCCAUAGAACUAGCCUAUGAUGAGCCGAAACCAUACGAAGUGGACAACUAUCCCUACAUGACCAAGGACGGAUAUAACUAACAUACACAUUCAUAUUUUGUCAUUCGGCUUAAAUUUUAAUUGUUCAAUUGUAAUCAAA